CACAGCAGCCAGCUCCCCAUCUCGUCUGUUUACCCUCCCGCUGCAUCUGGCGGUGCCUACGCUCCGUCGCCUUACAAUACCGCUCUAGUUCCCCCACAACUCUUCUCCGCCCAUUCUCAUACGAGUGGUUCCCCUCCCAUUCCUCAUACCACCACUAUCGUCGACCCGAAUCUUCCAGAGGAUGUUCAGCAAGCCAUGCAGGCAGCGUAUGACUCAGUCGAAUGGGCUAACGGCGACAACGUACCCGCAGAAAUUCUAAUGCCCACUGUUAAAAAGCUGGGAAGGGACUCUUGGGAGGAUUUAGAUGCACAUUCGAGAACUGUGAUAGUGCUUUUGGACGGAAAGGUGACCUUGAACGCCAUUCCCAGCUCCACCGCAAAGACAACCUGUCCCGCCAUAUCAGGUCUUGCAAGAAGGCGCCUCAAGGUGCUGCCUAUCAACAAGGCUAUAAUGAGCACCCAUCUCAAUACAAUACCUCUGAUCAAGUGGCUUCUUCUUCUCGCUCACGAAGGAAUGAUGCAAGUGUAUAUUCACAAUAUCCUCGAGUAUAUACUUCUGCGUGAUGUGGUUAGAAGCCGCUUUUCCUCUGACGGAGGUGCUGACAGGCUCAUGCGGUUUGGGGAAUCAAUUCCGUCCCUCAUGGAAAACGAGUAUUUGGCGAUGCCAUUUCUUCCUUCCCUCUCUUUUAAGUUCAAUAGUCGGGUUUCAAUUCUAGUGUCUUUCGAGAUGAAUAUGUCUAUAUUGAGAUACACUUUCUGGUGCCCAGAGAUGGAUAACGACAACCAUUUGCAAAAUAGGGACUGGGCACUUCCCUCUCAGAGCGGCGUUGACCCAAUAUUGGAAGGUAUCAGAACAGCCUUUAAAAACGCUCAGCUGGUUGAAUGA
Molecule: messenger RNA, 885 nt
Organism: Acaulospora colombiana
Lineage: Eukaryota; Fungi; Glomeromycota; Glomeromycetes; Diversisporales; Acaulosporaceae
Source: the annotation of a GenBank genome assembly